AUGUCCAAGACAGCUACUCUUUUACAAUGGUGUAAAAUCAACACCUCUGGAUAUAAAUCCGUCAACAUCACAUCAUUCGAGCCGAACUCUUGGAAGGAUGGUUUAGCAUUUUGUGCACUCAUCCACAAGUUCCAUCCUGAAGCAAUUGAUUUCAAUGCACUCGACAAAGCAAACUACGACCAUAACUUGACCUUAGCCUUCGACACAUAUGAAAAAUUGGGUGUGCCAAAGUUGUUGGAUGUCGAAGACUUAAAUCGGUUGGACGAAUUUGGGAAGAGUUGUAUUGACAAAUACUCAAUUAUGACAUACGUCGGCGUAAUAAACACGACUUUUGAAUUCAACGGAACACACCACGAAGAAGGCGACCCACAACCAAAAAAGACACCCCAACAAAAUACGCAAUAUAAGGCUUACACAUCGACAGCUGGUCCACCACCACGACCACACAUUAAACGAAUCGACCCAAUGCAACACGCCGACCCAAGUAAAAGUGCUCCCAAAAGCCCACGCAAAAAGAGCACUGCUCCAAACCAAGUUGAGGUGUGUGCCAAAUGUGGACAAUCGUUAGGGAAUGAUGUACUUGAGGCGCUUGGAAAGAAGUACCAUCCAGACUGUUUUGGGUGUGUCAAGUGCUCGAGGAAAUUGGGUGCGGACUUUGUCACGUUCGACAACUUGGCGUAUUGUAAGGCUUGUGGGAAGUUGGAAUGGGUGACCCGUCAGGCCAAAAAGAAGGUUGAACUUGCUGCCAAAAAGAAGACUGAAGAUGAUGACCUUAAAGUGAAAGAGUCCAAACGGUUGUACGAAGAGAAACAGAAAAAGGAGAAAUUGGAGUUUGAGCAAAAACAGAAAGAAGAAAGGGAGAAACGCGAGAAAGAAAUGGCGGAGAGGAAAAAGAGAGAGGAGGAGCACAAAAAGGCGCUUGAAAAAGAAAAGAACGAGAGACUUGAGCGAAAAGAAAUUAAGGAAAAGGAGAAGGCAGAGUUGGAAAAGAAGAACGAGCAAACAAUAGCAUUAAAGAAAAAGGAAGAGAACGAGCGCAAAGCUGUCAUUGAAAAAUCGACGCCGUCGAGUGUUGUGCAAAGCAAAAACUACACCCCCCUUCCGAAAAAACAACCCCCCGCCGAACCAGAGUGGAAAAGGAAACAACGUGAGGCGGAAGAAAAAAAGAAGGAGAUGCAAGAAAAACUGAAAGCGAUCAAACAAAAGCGAGACGCUGAAGCCGACGCAAAAAGAAAAGAAAAUGAAGAAAAGCGAAAGGAAAAGGAGAGAAAGGAGAAAGCUGAGAAAGACCGACUUGAGAAUGAAAGACUCGAAAAGGAAAAGGCCGAGAAAUUACGAGCUAAAAUGGAAGAAGACAAAAAAAUCGCAGAACAAAAGAGACAAGAAGAGCUGAAAAGGCAAGAAGAGGCGAAAAAAGCUGAAGAAAUGAAACGGCAAGAGGAAUUAAAGAAACAGGAAGAGAUUCGAGCGCAACAAGAAAAGGCGAGACUUCAAAAGAUCGAGGAACAAAAGAAAAUUGAAGAACAAAAACGUAAAGCGGAAGAAUUGAAACAACUAGAAGAAAGAAAGAAACAAGAAGAAUUGAAAAAGGCCGAGGAAGAACGACAACGCAAACUUAUUGAAGAAGAAAAAGAACAAGAACGCAAAGCUGAACUUAUGAGAAAGCAGAAAGAGGAGGCUGAGCGUAGAAAGCGAGAAGAAGAAUCCCACAAAAGAGAGUUGGAACGGCAAAGACGUGAGGCGGAGAGAAAGAAGAGGGAGGAAGAGUUUAACCGACAAGAAGAGAUCCGAAAACAGAAUGAAGCUCUAGAAAAGAAACGACAAGAGGAUUUGCGCAUCAAGAAAGAGAAAGAGCUUCAACGCAUUGCCGAAGAGAAACACCGAAAGGAGCAAGAAGAGUUGAAACGGUUACAGGAAGCCGAGCGAAUAAAAAGGGAAAAGGAGUUACAACAGAAGGCAAUCGAAGAACAAAAACAAAAACAAAUUGAGGAGCAAAAACGUGCUGAGGCUGAAAGAAUCGCCGAAGCUGAAAAGCAAAAGAAAAUUGCUGAGGAAAAAGCAAAAAUUGAAGCUGAGAGGAAACGAAUUGAAGAAGAACGUCGUCAAGAGGAGUUAGAGAGAAUACGCGAGGCGGAGGAAGAGAAGAAGAGAGUGGCUGCUGAAGAAGCUGAGAACAUUCGUAAAGAGAACAUUAGAAAGAGGAGAGACGAAGAGAAGCGGAAAAUGGAAGAAAAGAUGAGACAAGAAGAGGAAGUGAAAAAGAAGAAAUGGGAGGAGAUACAAAAGCGCAAACAAGAGGAAAAAGAACGGCAAGAAAAACUCGAAACCGAGAGAAAAGAGCGCGAACAACAAAUUCAACUUCAAAAGGAAGCGGAAGAGAAAAAGCGUGUUGCUUUACUUGAAGAGCAAAAGAAACAAAAACUCGUUGAAGAGCAGAAAGCAAGAGAAUUGAAAGAACAACAAGAAAAGGCUGCGAAAGAAGAAAAGGCACGCCAAGACAAAAUUGCUGCAAAAAAAGAGGCCCAGAGACAACGAGAAAUCGAAGCACAAAAAGCUUUAGAAAAGCAACAAUUGCAAGAAAAAAAGGAGAAAGAGCGAUUGGCCAAAGAAGAGGAAAAGCGCAAAAAGAAAAUUGCGGAGGAAUUGGAACAGAAAAGACUCGAGGAAGAAGAAAAGAAGAUCGAAGCCGAACUGAAACGUAUUGAAGAAGAAGAACGCCAGGCACAAGAAAAAGAAGAACAAGAGAGGCGUGCCAUUGCUGCUGAAGAGUUGAGAAUCGCUGAACUUAAAAAGGCCGAAGACGAAAAACAACGUAUUGCAAACGAAGAGAGUGAAAGGAAGAAAAAGCUGGAGGAAGAGAAAGAACGAAAGGAGCUUGAAGAGAAACAGAAAAGAGAAUUGGAAGAAUUUGAGAAGAAGCAGAAGGCCGACAUGAAGGCGAUGAGGAAGACACUUUCAAUGCAACACAAAAAGGAACUCCCGAAACCACCACGUUCUGACGCUCAAAAGGAAGACAUGGCGCCUUGUGUUCUCCAAAUCAACAUUCUUAAAUUGACGAGUGUUAAAUAUGUCAAACACCCAAUGUUCCAAGUCAAACUCGAAACAACAAAUUCAAACACUCAAGUGCUGAUUAUAAAUAAAGUCAAUAGCGACAUCGACAACAAGCUCUUCUUUAAUGGUGUCAAUUCCUUCUCUUCACUCACAAUAUCCGUUUUCGAAGAAACGACGGGAAUGACAUUUGACGAUCUCGUCAUCAGUCUCUCCGACUUGAAACUGAAUGAAGUAAAGAGUUGUAUUGUUCCAUUGAAAGACCCGGACCACCCCUGCGAACUCUCUUACACCGCGAAGUUGAUUACAAUGGUUGAGGGCAUGCGACAAACUGCUUUGAACGUUUUGGAUUUGAGAAAGGGAAGUCCACAAGAGGGUGUUUUUGACUUGAGAAUCAACGGUCCAAAGGAGAUGAAAGUACCACCCGGGGUCAAAGAAAUAUACUGUGUUGUUUCUGUUGGUCAACAAGCGCCGGUGCAAACACGUUCUUACAUUCCGUCUGUCAAUAUUUGGAGUCAAUUUUUGGCGUUUGACUGCAAACAUGAUGACCAAGUCAAAAUUGAUAUUUUCGGGAAGAAGAAAUCGUUGUUCCAGACGACCGUAGUCCCCAUGGGGAAAGUGGUGUUUGGGUUGAAGGGAGUCAAAACGGGGAUCAAAGAAAUGUUGCUCAACAUCUUCCCACAAAACGAAGAGAAUGUCAGCGGGCAGCUGAACGUCUCGAUGAACUACCAAGAUAACACGGUUGAAGUCGAAGGCGCAGACCCAACACUUUUGAAAACACUGAACGGCACAUUUGAUAAAAUGGUUGUUGAGAGACAAGGUGAUCUCGCCGAUCUUGAUGACAAAGAAGUUGACCAGACGGAUGUCAAGAAUUGGGACGGGAAGGCUGGGUAUCUCCUUUUGAAGUCUGAGAGGACUGGAAAGACGAAACGACGCUUCUUUUAUUUGUUCCAAUUCAGCAGAGAGCUUGUGUAUUACAAAACGCAACAAAUUCGAUUUAAUAAACAGCGAGAGGUUGGAGACGAUACUGAAACACCAAAGGUGAUCGAUUUGGCGUUUUGUAAACUGUACGGUGUGGCGAACACGAACAAAUUUGUACUGGAAUCUCCGCACCGACGAUACGUCAUUGAUACAACAGUACCCGAAGAGAAGGAGAGUUGGAUGAAGCGCAUAGAUGAUGAGUUGAAGUCGAUCAAAGACUACACGAAACAAGAUUCAACGAUGUCAAUGGAGAAAUACGGUCGGUCGAGUUACGACAUACAAAGCGGAACUCUGUUGAUGAAAAGAGACGACAAAUUUUCGCCUGUAUUUGUUGAGUUGCAGAGUGGGUUCAUUUUUAUAUCGGAACCAAACUCGAAACCGAAGAAGAUGAUCAGCAAGUUGAGUUUGUAUAAAUGUGGAAUGUCCGAGUAUGACCCAGAGAAGGUAGUCAACGCAAUUCAAAUAGAUGACCAAUACAAGAAGAGGGCGUUCAUUUUUAAACUAGAGAAUUUUGAGAAGAUGCAUUAUUGGCUGAACGCGAUUAAGUGGCAGCAAUGUUUUAUAGAAGAAUGCAUCGACAACAUCGUCAUAUUGUGA
Entamoeba invadens IP1 is the source of this 4626-nucleotide messenger RNA. RefSeq lists its product as hypothetical. The transcript is spliced from 2 exons. Bases 1 to 4626 code for a protein of 1541 amino acids. NCBI's taxonomy places the organism in Eukaryota, Evosea, Mastigamoebida, Endamoebidae. Gene Ontology annotation, molecular function: protein binding. The record is from RefSeq and is a predicted model, not a curated record.